AUGUCUACUGUUCAAGACAUCAGUUUUAUGUUUGACUAUUCGGCUAAACGUCUUAAUGCCUUCUGUAAAGAGUUAUCUCAAGAUACCGCUGCAAGAGCAGAAAUGGAACAAAGAACCAAACUGCGAACCUUGUGUGAAACAAGAUGGUCAAGUCGUGCAGAUGCCCUAGCGACAUUCAAGAACGCCUUUUCAGUUGUUGUGCAUGCCCUUGAAACUCUGCAAGAAGACGGAGAUGACAAAGCAGGGCAGUAUCUGGGAGGGAUUCUCAGAUUUGAUUUCAUUAUAGCUUUAAUAGUUGCAGAACAUUUGUUAAGCUCAACUGUCGCCCUUACUAACCUCUUGCAAAAAGAAGAUAAUGACCUGCUUCAUGCAGUAGAAGAAACCAAAGUUGUUGUUCAGCUAUUGCGCAAUGAGCGGAACGACGCAGACGUAUGGGAUGCUCUCUAUGACAAAGCUUCCAAUAUCGCAGCAGAAUUCGACAUUCAACCUUCAAGGCCUAGAAGAGCUGCCAGGCAAAAUCAUCGAGCAAACCCAGAUGUUCACACAGUGUCAGAUUAUUGGAAAGUCACAUUGUUUUAUGUAUUUCUUGAUCAUCUGGUACAGGAAAUCGAAUCUCGUAUCUUAAGUAACCAAGAUCGUUUUGCUGCACAGUAUCUUCUACCGAAAAGAUUACAUCAACUUCAGGUUGAAAUGCUUCCCGCCAUAUACGCUGCUUAUGCUCCAGAUAUCGACCAUACAUUUGAAUCGUUCAACAAUGAAGUCGCGAGGUGGAAAGUUCGUUGGAAUAUUGCUGAAAACAGGCCGGUUCGUCUACAAGAAACGCUCCAAAAAACCAACAAAGACCUGUAUCCCUGUAUUUACAACAUUCUCGCAGUUCUUCUUACAAUGCCUCCGACAUCAGCAUCAUGUGAACGGUCGUUUAGCGCAAUGAAACGAAUUAAGAAUUAUUUAAGGUCAACCAUGAGAACAGAGAGAAUGUCAUCACUGGCAAUCCUACAUAUUCAUAAGGACAUGGAUGUUGAUAUCAGCAAAAUUAUCAAUACAUUUGCCUCUAAGAAAGGAAGAAAACUUGACUUCUUCUGA
Molecule: messenger RNA, 1083 nt
Organism: Ruditapes philippinarum (Manila clam)
Lineage: Eukaryota; Metazoa; Mollusca; Bivalvia; Venerida; Veneridae
Exons: 1
Coding region: 1-1083 (360 amino acids)
Molecular function (GO): protein dimerization activity
Source: RefSeq, a predicted model, not a curated record